GUCCCAUUACAGAUCAGGAUUUGGGUGUAGGUAGGAUUUGUUCACCCACCACAAUUGCACAAGAGAAGAGAGGAAAUGACAAACACAGAUUUGUGGGUACGUUUUUAAUCAUUGAGAGUAAACAUUUUAAGUGUCAGGGUCUCAAAAAUGGUGAAUAUAACCCUGAUAUGCCACCGAAUGUAAAUGUCACUUUGCAUAUACACAGUUUGUUGCAAUGUACGUCAUGCGGCGCCCUGACAGAAUCUCAGCACUUAGUGUGGAUCCGUUGUAGACACAAAAAUAAUGCAUUGACAAAACUUUCGACAUUGCUUAUAUUUGCAUAAAAUUUUCGAAAUAAAUAUAUUGGGUCUCUGAAGAACAAGCAUAUAAAAAAAAACUAAGGACAAGGACGGGAAAUGGUUAUGAAUCUGGCCGGAUAUUUUUACUCCGGGUUAAAAUUGACUGUUACGUCGGGCUUUGAGUGACCAAGUUUGGAGGACAUUCAUUCCAACAGGAUGAGUCGAGCUGCUGCCAUCGGUGUGCCAGUACUGAUAGGGGUAGGUCUGGUAGCGGUCACUGCUGUCCUAGCCAAAAUUUUCUUAUUUGGAAACAAGAAAAAGGCCAAGUCACCUGUCACACUGCAGGACCCGAAUAUCAAGUAUCCUCUGAAGUUGGUGGAUAAAGAGGAAAUAAGCCAUGACACAAGAAGGUUUCGGUUUGCACUUCCUAGUCCAGAGCACAUUCUGGGACUUCCUGUUGGCCAGCACAUCUACUUGACCGCACGGAUUGACGGACAGCUGGUAAUCCGCCCCUACACACCAGUAUCCAGUGAUGAUGAAAAGGGGUAUAUGGACCUCGUCAUCAAGGUUUACUUCAAGAAUGUCCACCCUAAAUUUCCUGAGGGGGGAAAGAUGUCCCAGCACUUGGAGAACAUGUCUAUUGGGGACUUCAUCGAUGUCAGGGGACCCAACGGUUUACUGGUCUACGAAGGGAAAGGUGUCUUCAAGGUGCGCCCAGACAAGAAGUCUCCCCCUGAGACAGUGACGGCCCGCAAUGUUGGGAUGAUUGCGGGAGGAACAGGCAUCACCCCUAUGCUUCAGCUCGUUAGGGAGGUCUUCAAGGAUCCUGAGGAUAAAACCCAACUACAUCUUCUGUUUGCCAACCAGACUGAAGAUGACAUUCUGUUGAGACCAGAACUAGAGGAAAUUCAGGCUGCUAAUCCUGAGCGUUUCAAGUUAUGGUACACAAUAGAUCGACCAGCAGAAGACUGGAAGUACAGUAAGGGGUUUGUAAAUGAUGAGAUGAUAAAAGGUCACCUGCCUCCACCCAGCAACGACACGGUCAUCCUAAUGUGUGGGCCCCCACCCAUGAUCAACUUUGCCUGCCAGCCCAACCUUGACAAACUUGGAUACAGCCAGAAGUCCAGAUUUGCCUACUAAACAGCUUUCGUUGUUUGACAAGCGACGUGGCUUUCACAAUUAUGGGUGUAGAGGCAUUACGUGAAUUGCAUAUUUAAAUUAUUUAUGAAAUGAGGUGCGAUUGUGGAUUUCGAGAACGUUUCCAUAAUGGGAAUAUAUUGCACACACUUCUGGGAAGGGAGAUGGACAUAUGAAUGUUCUUUGCUGCUCGCAUGUUUUUGUUUUGUAAUCAUCGCUGGGUAUUGUCUUGUAAUAUAUACUAUGCACUGGUGCACCAUGUUUGUCAAUUAAUAAAUAUUUCUACUUUU
Messenger RNA from Ostrea edulis (European flat oyster), 1705 nucleotides. RefSeq names its product NADH-cytochrome b5 reductase 3-like. The transcript has 8 exons. Gene Ontology annotation, cellular component: mitochondrion. The coding region runs from base 495 to 1418 and encodes 307 amino acids. Gene Ontology annotation, molecular function: FAD binding; oxidoreductase activity. The record is from RefSeq and is a predicted model, not a curated record. NCBI's taxonomy places the organism in Eukaryota, Metazoa, Mollusca, Bivalvia, Ostreida, Ostreidae.